This is a messenger RNA of Suncus etruscus (white-toothed pygmy shrew), 1558 nucleotides long. It is a transcript of the gene FANK1, whose product is annotated as fibronectin type III and ankyrin repeat domains 1. The transcript has 13 exons. Bases 1 to 1308 code for a protein of 435 amino acids. Gene Ontology annotation, cellular component: nucleus. Gene Ontology annotation, molecular function: protein binding. The record is from RefSeq and is a predicted model, not a curated record. Gene Ontology annotation, biological process: regulation of apoptotic process. NCBI's taxonomy places the organism in Eukaryota, Metazoa, Chordata, Mammalia, Eulipotyphla, Soricidae.
AUGGCCUCCUACGGGGCCCUGCCUGCCUGCCUGCCGGGCCCUGAGCCAGCCAACCCGAGGAAAGGAGGGGCAGGGGCGGUGGUCACCACACAAAGUGAUGUGGAGCAGGAGAUGAGCCUUCUUGAAGCCAUCGGGGCUGAUGCGGAACUCUCCACCAAGGUCAACACGCCUGACUCCUCCCACCAGUCCGUGGAAUGUUUGCACCUGGAUAAGCUGCCAGGAUGCAGGUCAGAGGCCACAGUGGCCCCAUGCCUGGAAAUCACCCCAUCUUCAAAGCCUCAUCCGCCAGUCGUGGGCAAAGUGACUCAUCACAGCAUCGAACUGUACUGGGACCUGGACAAGAAAGGCAAGCGGCAGGGGCCACAGGACCAAUGGCUCCGGUUCUCCAUUGAAGAAGAGGACCCUAAAACGCACACUUAUGGUAUCAUUUAUACUGGCUACUCGACACAGCAUGUAGUGGAGGGCCUGGAGCCUCGCACCGUGUACCGGUUCCGACUGAGAGUCACCAGCCCCUCGGGCGACUGCGAGUACAGCCCUGUGGUGUCUGUGUCCACUACCAGAGAGCCACUCAGCAGUGAACACUUCCACCGAGCUGUCAGUCUCAACGACGAAGAACUGCUGGUACGGAUGCUCCAAGGAGGCAACAUUCAGGUGGACGUGCCCAACAAAUUUGGCUUCACUGCGCUUAUGGUGGCCGCACAGAAGGGCUACACCAGUCUUGUGAAAAUCCUGCUUUCGAAUGGCACAGACGUGAACCUCAAGAACGGAAGUGGCAAGGACAGCCUGAUGCUCGCCUGCUAUGCUGGCCACCUGGACGUGGUGAAGUGCCUGAGGAUGAGCGGGGCGUCGUGGCAGUCCCGGGACCUGGGAGGGUGCACUGCGCUGCACUGGGCGGCCGAUGGUGGUCAUUGCCACGUGAUAGAGUGGAUGAUCAAGGAUGGGUGUGAGGUUGACUCUGUGGAUGCUGGGUCGGGCUGGACGCCACUCAUGCGGGUCUCAGCUGUGUCUGGAAACCAGGCGGUGGCAUCUCUGCUCAUUGAUGCUGGCGCUGAUGUGAAUAAGAGAGACAAGGACGGGAAGACGCCCCUGAUGGUGGCCGUGUUGAACAACCAUGAGGAGCUUGUCCAGCUACUGCUCGAUAGAGGCGCAGAUGCAAGUGUCAAAAAUGAGUUUGGCAAAGGAGUCCUGGACAUGGCCCGAGUUUUCGACAGGCAGAAUGUCGUGUCCUUGCUAGAAGAGAGAAAGAAGCAGAUGCCCAAGAAGCCACCUACCUGCCACCCUGAGAAACAGGGCCCCACCAAGGCUUAGGCCCGCUUGUGCUAUGAUACGUGCCUCUGCCCUGGGAAACGGUCGCACCGAGGCCUAGGCCUGCCUUGCCAUGAUGCCUGCCUCCACCCCUGGACGCUGAGGCCCAGGUCCGCCCCACGAUUCACAGGCCCGGCUCUGAAAUACAACUGUUAACCUUUAACCUGUCAUCACUGAUGGCUUAUGGACAGGGGCUUGCAUGCCCCUGCCUCUCCACUUUGCUCUCUCCUCUGAGCCUGCAGGAUCCUGGACA